AUGGCUACGCACUACGACGUUAUCGUCCUCGGCUCCGGUCAGAGUGGCAACCCAGUCGCCAAAGCCUUCGCCAAUGCUGGUCGCAAAACAGCUGUGAUUGAGCGUACGGCACUAGGCGGCACUUGUGUCAAUGUUGGUUGUACGCCUACAAAGACCAUGAUCGCCUCUGGAAGAGCAGCCUACAUGACCAAACGUGGUAAAGACUAUGGCGUACACGAAGGAAAUGGUAAUGUUGAGAUCGACAUGGCUCGUGUAAGGCAGCGCAAGCGCGAAAUCGUGGAGCAGUGGAACGCCGGCAGUGUCAGAGGUUUGGAUGCAGCAGGUGUCGAUGUGAUUAUGGGCGACGGUAGCUUUGUCGGCGAGAAGAAACUUAAAGUAUUGUUGAACAAUGGGGGCGAGAAAGAGGUCAGUGCCGAUCAAAUUUUCAUCAACGUCGGUGAGAGGCCAUCGAGGCCAGAUAUCAUAGGUCUCGACGAUGUUGAUCCAGCACGAGUACUCAACUCGACUACUAUCAUGGAACUGGGUGAGGUUCCACAGCGUCUCGUUGUGUUGGGCGGCGGGUAUAUCGGCCUUGAGUUUGGACAGCUCUUUCGCCGCUUUGGUUCUGAAGUGACUGUUAUUCAAAGGGCCAAACAGCUUGUGCCCCGAGAAGACACUGACGUGGCAAAGUGUCUCAUGGAUAUCCUUCAACAGGAUGGCAUCACGGUUCAUCUUUCGAGCACAGUGAACUCGAUCUCAGCUUCGAAGGACACAAAGACACCUUUCGCAGUGAGCGUCAAGACUCCAGGAGGGGAGACAGAAGUUUCCGGAACACAUCUCCUGCUGGCAACAGGCCGAGUGCCCAAUACAGAUAGCCUCAACCUCUCCGAAGUUGGCAUCGAGACGACUCCUAGAGGUCACAUUAUUGUCGACGAUAAACUCCAGACCACGGCUUCAGAUAUCUACGCCAUAGGAGACUGCCACGGAGGUGCUGCUUUUACACACAUGUCCUACGAUGAUUCUCGCAUUAUCCGCACCAACCUCAUUCCAGAAGCUAUGUCAUCCACAACUCCAGCUAUGCCUACGACAAAGGCGUCGAUUUCACGAGUUCUGACUCCUUAUGUCAUGUACACCGAUCCACAGCUUGGCCAUGUUGGGCUCCACGCUAGAGACCUCGCCAACAGUUCAAGGGAAGUGAAGAUUGCCACGAUGCCUAUGAGUUAUGUUGCAAGGGCGCUGGAGACAGCAGAGCCACGUGGUAUGAUGAAGGCGACUGUGGAUGCAAAAACCGGUGACAUCUUGGGAUUCACAUGUUUGGGAUUGGAAGGUGGUGAAAUCAUGUCGAUUGUGCAAACUGCUAUGAUGGGUAAUUUGAAGUGGUGGGAUUUGGAAGCAGCUGUUUAUGCUCAUCCGACUCUGGCCGAGAGUCUGAACAACCUGUGGGGACACUGGGAAUAACUGAUGUAUCUGAGCAUGGCCAUAUAUGAUAG
Molecule: messenger RNA, 1469 nt
Organism: Fusarium oxysporum Fo47
Lineage: Eukaryota; Fungi; Ascomycota; Sordariomycetes; Hypocreales; Nectriaceae
Product: mercuric reductase
Exons: 1
Coding region: 1-1437 (478 amino acids)
Molecular function (GO): oxidoreductase activity; flavin adenine dinucleotide binding
Source: RefSeq, a predicted model, not a curated record